CACGAUGUCUAAGCCAAAGGCUUCGUCGAAAUACCCAGUGGUUAUGACCAUUGCUGGGACGGACCCGAGCGGUGGUGCAGGAAUUCAGGCAGACCUAAAGACCUUCACUGCGUUGCAAUGCUAUGGGACGAGCGUAGCUACUGCUUUGACAGCCCAGAAUACCACCGGAGUACAAGGAGUAUUCCCCGUUCCUCCGGAUUUCAUCGAGAAGCAGUUAACUUCGGUUCUAACGGACACUGGCGUUGCUGCAUUUAAGACCGGAAUGCUUUAUGAUGCCGCAAAUGCUCGGGCUGUCGCAAGGUGCUUAAGAGAAUUGUACAAAGAAAAGCCCGUUCCGCCUCUUGUUAUCGAUCCGGUCUGCGUCUCAACAUCUGGACACACCCUAUUGGAAGCAGAGGCUGUUGCAGUGUUAGCAAAGGAGCUCUUCCCACUCGCAACAUUAGUUACCCCGAACAAGGCAGAGGCUGAGUUAUUGCUUAAAGAAUUAUCUACGGACGAGCAGAAGGCGAUAUCAUCGAUCGAUGAUGCCUUAGACGCGGCUUCGAGCUUGGCAAAACUCGGUUCGUGCGACGUUCUGUUGAAGGGUGGACAUUUCACCGUAAUGGCUGGUGAUAUAAGCUCUUUCGUUGCAAGUCACGAAACGGAUAACCGUGUUAGGGUGAUAUGGGAAGGCAUUGACGAGAACAUGGAGAUACUACAAACGAAGCCCGUUAAUGCAGAUGCAUCACUUGUGAUUGACAUUCUAUACGAGCGCGAAGGAAAUGUGACUACUGUUUUCGCUCGACCGCGAAUCGACUCUACGAGCACGCAUGGUACGGGCUGCACGCUUAGCUCUGCUAUCGCCUGCUAUCUUGCACGAGGAAAUAGUGUUAUGGAAGCUGUCCGCCUUGCAUCGGAGUACACGCACGCCGGGAUCAAAACUGCGUUUUCAUUUGGGAAGGGUAACGGCCCACUGAACCAUAUGCAUGCAUUUUUACCGAGAGUUGUUCCUCCGCCGACAAAGGAAGAUCCAUACCCAUUUACGCGUGCACUCAUUCGGUCAAAUGCGUCCGUCUGGAAGCAGUACGUCGAGCACCCAUUCGUCAAGCAACUCGGGGAAGGAACUCUCCGUCGUGAGAGCUUCCUGCAUUUCGUCAAGCAAGACUAUCAGUACCUCAAAUAUUACGCGCGUGCCUACGGUCUGCUUGUAGCCAAGUCUCGCCGCUUCGCUGACAUCAAACCCGCAACUGACACAAUUGUCAAUGUAUUAAAUGAAGUGACUAUGCACAAGUCAUAUUGCGCGGCAGAACUCGGCAUUACCGAGAUCGAGCUUGAAAGUACUCCAGAAUCUCCGGCAACGACAGCAUAUGGAGCAUUUCUACUCGAUUCAGGUUUGCGUGGCGAUGAGACGCACUUGAUAGUAACGCUCGCUGCGUGCUUAUUAGGCUACGGUGAAGUCGGUCUGUGGUUAAAAAGCCAAGCACAAAAACCGAACCCAUGGGUCAAAUGGGAAGGAAAUCCAUAUCUGAGGUGGAUCGAAGAUUACUCCGGCGUCCGUUACCAAAAUGCUGUACGUUCUGGCCUAGAUAUUCUUGAAUUGGCUGCGCGAGAAGAUCCUCCUUCGCCAAAGCGUUUCGAGCAGUGGAGAGAGGUAUGGGGAAAGUGUACGAUGCUCGAAAAGCAAUUUUGGGAUAUGGCGAUGGAAUUAUCGUAGACCUUGAACAUAUAAAUAAAAAUGAGUGAGUGAUGUCCGUACAUGUACACAAUAGAUUACGGUGAAUACUAGUUACCCGA
Molecule: messenger RNA, 1773 nt
Organism: Fomitiporia mediterranea MF3/22
Lineage: Eukaryota; Fungi; Basidiomycota; Agaricomycetes; Hymenochaetales; Hymenochaetaceae
Exons: 9
Coding region: 5-1693 (562 amino acids)
Biological process (GO): thiamine biosynthetic process
Cellular component (GO): cytosol
Molecular function (GO): hydroxymethylpyrimidine kinase activity; thiaminase activity; phosphomethylpyrimidine kinase activity
Source: RefSeq, a predicted model, not a curated record